AUGGAACAACCUCUGAAGAAACGGAGGCUGAUCGAGACGGCCCCGGAGGCCUCCGGGGUCCCUUCGCAGCAGGAGCUCGUCUCAUCAUCGCUUCCGUUUUCUCAGGAGGAGAUUUUGAGGAAGCGCAGGAACAGGGAUGAGAUCAGGAAAGUGCACGACUGUUACAAGAGGAUUAGGUUUUACAUUGGCCAGAAGGACUCUCGCCUCAUGCCGGAUUUCGAGCAGGCAUAUCUCUAUCUAAUCACAGCUUCAAGAGGUCCGUCUCUUCUUCCUUCCCUCUCUCUCUCUCUGUUCCUUAAGUAUAAGGGCAUUGGUAAACCUUUCGUGGUUUGUUUAUCUUUUAAUAACAUCCGGCACUGGUUCAUCAACUUGCCAAUUAAUCUUCCAGUCAUGAUAACACCAUUUUCAGUGCAAAGCCUUGAAUCAGAGGAAAUGUGCAUAGGGAGAUGUUGACGAAGUUUUUUGUCACUUAUAAUGCAUAAUUGUUGAACUAAUUGACUGGUUAGAUGUGGGUUCUGAUUAUCUAUUGAAAUGGACAGUCGCUUUUCUUUCUCUGUUGGAAGGAGUUUGUCUUCAGCUUAACAUACCUUGGUAGAGGAAACGAGGUUUGUUCCCGUACAUGAUUGCUCAUUUCGUAAAAAUACUGUUAUGGAAUGGGCAAAAUACAAAAGAUAAAUGAGUGCAAGUAGAAAUUUUUGUGAUUGUAUCUUUGAUCGACGUUCUAGGUGAAGAUGGCCGAAUUCCUCUGUAUCUGGGGAAAAAUAGAAACUAUUACUUUUAAUCACUCUAGAUGGCUGAGUAUCCUACUCACUCCAAAAUGACGAAAAUAUUCCCAUGUAGUCCAUCUGAAAUGUCUUCAUUUUCUUGUACUUCCUGCGAUCCAAAUAAUUGUAUCCAACUUGUUUUGCCCAGUUCACCCCCUCCCCCAAACAAAAAAUAAAAUGAAUGAAAGAAAAAAAAUGGUGUUUCUGUAAAGUGUUCUGCUACUGUCCCAGACUUUCAGCUAUUAGCCAAAUACCUGGAAUGGGGGCGUAAUUAUAGAAAAAAAAUUAAAAAUGGGAAUAAUUAUCCUCCGCAGGGUUACUUUGGAGAAGAAACGAUAAAUAGAGUUCUUCAAAAGAACACCAACUUUCUCUCUCAACUAUUCCGUGUGUUGAAGAAAUUGAGGUUACUAGUAGGAACAGUUAUACUUUGAUAGCCUCAAGCGUAAACUGGGGCUCAAAUAAUACAUGUACAUGUAUAACCUACCAAGUGCAUGUCUAAAUGUUUUCUAUAUCUCGAUAUUCCAUUAAGGAUGAGGGAUCAAGAAAACUUCCUAUUCCCUUUCUAAAGUAUGAAUUUGAAGUAUUUAUAUUUUUCUGUGCAGGUAGAUAAAUUUAAAUAUGUUAACUGGAUUAGAAAAUAUUUGUAUAAAAUCCGAAUGUAUAUUUCACACUGUGAUGAAUACCAAAACUGACGAAAGCCUCAGUGGUGGCUCCUUGGUUAGCUUUGAAAUUGGGAGUACAGAAGCUUUUAUUUUCGUAAAUGUUUUAAAUUUUAAUUUAAUUUUUGUUUUUAUUUUGAGAUAGCAAUUCGAUCAGCUGCUUGGUUAUAAUAGUUCUUCUUGUUGUUCAUGUACUUUACAGGCUGUACGAGUGUGCAGCGCAUUGUAGCUGAACUGAUUCCACAUUAUGUAUCAUUCUGCCCAACUGCUCUUGAGGCAGCAGCAAAAGUUCUUAUCAACAUGCACAACUGGAGCGUGGCUAUAAUAAUGAGAGGGGAUGAUUUGGAUGGUGUUGCUUAUCAGACUGUAAAAGCAUGUAUUUUUGGUCUAGUUGACAUCUGUUGUACAGCAUCAUCUGAGGCCUCAACAUCGCCUAUUAUUCAGGGUUUCUGUUCUACAGUUUUCGUUAAUGUGCUCAGUUUCUUCGCUUCCACAUUUGAGGGGCAAGACAUUUAUCUGAUAGGAAGCAAGGCAAUCAAUAGGCUUGAGGAACCUUUGGAUUUGUUUUGUGAGUUGAGGCAAGAAAAGGAGGAUGAUGACCAACCUGCAUUGGAUAGGUUGUUUAGGUUUCGGGCACUCUGUCUGCUGAAAAUACUCUUUUGCUGCCCGAAGCAUUUACUUGGAGCAUGCUUUGAGCUUGUUUCUUCAGGGUCUACUGAUGUAGGAGGACAUAAUAAAGGGCUUUACUUCCUAAAUCAGGUGACAACCCAACUGAAUGAGAUUGAAGUGAGUCAGUUACUCAAUAGGCGUAGUAAUGAAGAAAGUUCACUCGCAGAUUCAAUGCAAAUUAGCGUGGAGGACAAGACAGUUAAUGAAGAAAGGGUUGUAUCAGCUACCAACAAUGUUCAUGAUAAAUUAUCUAAUCGGAGGGCCUGUCUUUUGGAAACGGUAAAUCAGCUGCAUUUAUAAUUUCGGUCUUCUAGCUGAUUUGGCUCUUACGAACUUUGUAGAUUUGAUUUUUGAAUGGUCACAUGUGUAUUUUUUUACACGGAAUGUGGAGGUUCAGUGAUUUUUUCCAAAAGUUUUUAACAACUGUCAUAUUAUACUUUCAUAUCAGCUUCCUUGUCAUGUUUUCUUUAUUUGAUUUGUUGAUGACUUAUUUCAUUUACCUAUUCUGUUUUUUUUCCUUGGAUAAAGACAGAAAUGUAGAGAACCUGUUUCCCCUUGGGUUUUUAGCUGCCUAAUAUGCUGUCUACUUUUGAAAUAGCUGUUUCCUACCGUUGGGCUGUGGGAUCAAGGUCCAUGUGCGCACCCAUGAUCGUUUUCCUUCUUUUUAGGAGUCCUUUGGAACGUCAUCUUUCUAAGCAUUUAUCGGUUAUUAUUCCUCAUUGUUUUUCUUAGAAGCAUUUAAUGUGUCUGUUUCUCCAGUACAAGCCUUGAUUGAAAGUAUUCUGCCAAUCAGAUGCUGUGCAUUUUUUCUGGGUCAUAUCUCCUGAUUUUCUUUAAUUUUCCUUGGCUCGUGCUGUGUUCCAUCUUGAGUUAAAAUUAUUUUUAAUUUUAAAAUCAAAUAACUUACACUGUAUUUGUGCUGCAAUCAAGAUGUCUUAGUUGAGCUUCUUGUUAGUUUGGUUAUUCGACCUGAGAUGCUGACAUGAUAGAUUUUGCAGUAUUCUCAUUCAUAAGUUGCGUUGAAUGCUGAAUAGAACUAUUUAAAAUUUUCACGUUUCAAAAAAGUUUAUGUAAGCAUUUUUAGUCAAGGGGGUUCAACAUGUUAGUAGGUCGUCAUCCUCCUCUCUGAUUUAGUGGAUACCUCAUAAAUGAGCUGAGUUUCAUAUAUUCUACAUUGAUAUGCUUUAGUUUGGGCAAAGCAUUCACUUGUAGGAUGCACACUAUCAGAAAUCUCAUCAGAUCAUUAAGAGCAGAUUACCUGUGUAUUUUGCACUGGAUAAUCCUUAACUUAGGCUGAAUGUCACCUAAGAGAGCUCCUUAGUAUUUUGAACAGUCUUCAUAUCCAUAAUGAGAAUAAGCCAGAUUUUUAAUGUUGCCAUCACAGUCAACAUGUUAUAUGAUUGUGCAAUACUUAUCGUUUUGGGAUGCACUUCGCUUGCCUUUUGGUUGUGAGUCGAAUCCUUCAAUCCUGGUUUUAUGCUGGCUGAUUCUGUGUCAAUUUAGUUUUGUCAAAAUCGGCAACUCACAUCUGAUUAUGGACAACAUUUACCCUUGCCUUGUUUAGUUUUCGGAUCCUAUGAUCCAGCAUUUAUUCUCUUUGAAUCUCUGAGAGAAUCUUGAUGAUUUGAUGCUAGAUAGGGCUUACAAUUUUUUGGAAUGGAAAACUGUCGAACGGAGUUUGUUGGCUUUGAUAGUUUUUAUGAUGAUUGUGAUUACUAUGGUUCUUUUACUCAAUUUGUAUGAUCUGGAAUGUGCCACGGACCAAAAAAUAUGGCCAUUCAUUUUCAAUGAGAUUUUUUUCUCUUGGCUCAAAUCUAAUUUAGAUCUGUUUUAUCCUUUUCCUCUGUUGAUCAAUGAGGCUACAUGUUUGGUGUCGAUUUUGGACCAAAAUAGAAUAUCUAGGAAUGAGAGUUUUCUGGGUCAAAAAGAUGGAUCUUCUUCCUUAUGUAAUUUGCCCUUUCUAUUUACUGGAUUGGAUCCAAUGGAAUAUCAAGGAUAAGUUUCCUGAACUCUGCAAAUAAAAAUAAUUAUUAGUCUAUUCUCUGCAUGUUAUUGUGCAGACAGUUAAUGCUUUAAUUGGGCAAUCGAAAGAAAGAUUAAAACGGAAUGCAUAGCGCUCUGUCUGAUUAACUCUGUGUUAUUCCUUUGGAUAAAAUCUAUUCCUCUGAGAACUGAGAGAGCAGAAAUUUGAGUUUAUUUCAUCUUUAUUACGAAAUGAGACAGAUUUAUAUGGAGGUCAAGAUGAUUGCGACUUAUUUUGUUCUUUUAACUCAGGUCAUUUACAAGGAACCGUCUUUAAGGGAGUGGAUACUUGUGAAGUGCAAAAGGUUGCGCAAUUCACUUAAUUCUGAAGCAAUGACGGGGGUAACUCGAUUGCUGGAGCGAGUCUUUGGAUCCUCACCAGAAAUAUUUCAGGACUUAGAUAAUGUUGAUGAUAUUAAUCAGGAUAAUUUUGAUUCGUCAAAAAACACUAAUCACCAGUACGUUACGCACAAAAGUGCUGGCCAACAUGAUAAAUCUGUCGACACAUCUGUUAGAGAUCUUGCCUCAAAAUCCAAUGACUUACCUGUUGGUGGAGUUCAUGCAAAAAAUGAUGAAUGUCGUGAUGCUUUGAGUAAAACAUUGCGACCUCACUUGUCACUGGUUCCAAGUGAAGCUUAUAGCUUGCCAGUAGGUGACAGUGAUAAGUGUGAAGGUUCAGUUUUGACCGCAAAAUUGGGAACUUCAGAGAAGGAAGAAUCCCCUGUGAACAAGUCAUUUUUGCGUAAGGACUCGUCGAGUAGCUUUGUUAGUUCAGUCACUAGGAAGUCGUGGGAUGACAAUGAUGGUUUGGAGAAGGUAAAGCAUGUCUCAGAAAACAGAAAGAACCCACUCUGUGACGUGGAAGUUAAUUCAGCUGCCAUGGGGUCUUGUGCUGCAAAUAUUUUGGCAUCUCCUAGGCAGCAUUUCUCUCCAUCUAGUCAGGCAGUCUGGUAUUCUGAUGGGGAUCCUUCAGCCAUGGAUGUAUACUCAGCCUCUAAGCAACUAUGGUUUAGUUCACUUGGCCAUGAUGCCUCCGAAACUGUAGUUAGACUGCAGUUUGAAGACUUUGGCCCUGUCAAGCAUUUCUAUUUUUUCGAAGCCCAAGAUUUUGCAUUGAUAGAGUACCGGAAUAUCAUGGAUGCUGUCAGAGCACGUGAAUUCAUGGGUGGUUCUUCCCCUUGGGGCGCCUUUCUUCGUGUUAAGUUUAUGGAUUCGGGGUUAGGCGCUAGGGGAGCUAUUCAUGGUGUGGCUAUUGGUGAUAGUUGUCACGUUUAUGUUGGAAAGGUGUCGAAUCAGCAUGCUAAAGAGGAGCUACUCCAAGGAUUAAUUGCUUCAGGAUUGAAUGGCCCCCGCACAGUUACUGAUCUUACUAGUGAAAGUGCGAUAAUGCUGGAAUUUGCAAGUGCUGAACAAGCAGCUUUAGCAAUGGAGCAUAUCAGGAAAAAGAGGAAAGAGAGCAGAUGCCAUGGACAUGGAAACACAAGCCUAUCCUCGAGUCCAUGUAUCAAAGACAAUAAUGGCUCAUUUUGCCAACUUCUCGUAAGGCACAUAGACUCAUGCCUCCCUGAAGAGGAAUUGAUCAAUGCCUUCUCCAUUUUCGGUGAGCUUAUUGGAUGGAAGUUUAUUCGACAAAGUGGUUUUUGUUUGUUAGAUUUUCGUUCGUAUGAAGCUGCAGAUCUGGCAAAGACUCGUCUGAAUGGUGUGAGAUUUGGUUCAAUGCAUAUAUCUGUUGAAAUGCGAUCAGGUUCCUUUGAAAUUGUUGGCAGUGGUUCAGUAUCGUCGCCUUCUACUUCAAGCAUGCAUAACAGCUUGAUUAAUGACUACAGAAGUAGAAUGUCUCAAUUGUCUGCUUUAUUUUCAUCUCUCUGCACAAGAUAUGGCAUUAAUCAAUCAAGUUAUUAUCAUGUCGCACCCAUCAAGGAUGAAGAUCAAGUGGCAUCAGAUACUCUUUGUAUAAGUUUGCCGGAUGUCAUCUCCCCAUCUUUUGAUGAUGAGCUUAAGGCCUUUUGCAACUUUGCUGCUGGAAACGCUGGAUCUGUUGUUAAACUGACACGUUCAAAUGUGCACAAUUCAUGCUGGAUUGUAGAAUUCAGCUGUGUAGACGGUGGAGUUGCUGCUUUGAAGAAUAUUCAGAGUUGUCCAGGCAUUUUCUUGCAUGUUGCAUUCAGGUUUGCUUUUUACACAUGUCUAGUUCUAUUGAUGCCAUCUUUCAUCAUUACUAACGUUCAAAGAUUUCGAUUUUGUCUCCUUCCGUUCUGUAUAAAUGAUUAGUCCCGCUCAAAUAUGAUGUCUAGAGAAAAUUUUAUUCUGAUUGCAUGCCAAAGCCAUACGUUGUCUUUAAUUUGCGUUCUAUGCAUUGUUUUUUCCUAUUUUUAAUUUUUUAUUCACAAUGAACAUAUUAAGACGUGGGCUAGCUCAUCUAUAAAGCGAUUGACGGUUAGAGAAUGGUUAUAAAGGGUAGGGCCAAUGUCUUGUCCUAGAGUAAAUCAACCGACUGAAGGAUUUAUAAUUGGUAAUCUUGUGAAUUUAUCUUAAAAUACGAUUUUUAAAAAUAUUUUCCGCUUCCAAAUUGUUCUCCUAAUUAUUGGCUUGUGAUAAGCGAAACUAGCGUUAUUUUUUUUCAUUAUUUAAGAGAAUUUAGACUUUCGCAUGUACAUUGCUUAUAUAAUGCAAAUAUUUUUCUUACUGAAGAUAGUUUUGGCUGCAAUUCACUGAUGAGAGGUGAUGCGGAAAGUUUAUGUUUUGUUUGUACAUAGCUGGAUUUCAGGAUACCCGCUCAACCCAAAAACGGAGAACGUGAAUUCUUGCUUUCUGGGUACAUAGGGAAUAAUUUAUAAAUGUUUGGUUAUUUAUUCAAUAUUAAAACCCUUUUAGGAAUGACAAAUGGAUUGCAGUGAAUCUAUUUCUAUCGGUGUGAAAUUUUAAUUCCUUUAAGCAAUGGACAUGACCAUAGCAUCCCUAUGACCAUCAUAUAACUACUGCGAUUGACUAGCUGUCAGGUACUAAGGUUCGCACGAAGUGUACAUUAUAUGCUUAGUGAAUACUAUCAGAAUAGUUAUGCAGUUUCUUUCAGUUUACAGCAGGAAUAUUGGAUUUGCAACUGAAAAGUUACUAGUUGAACCUUUCUUACCAGAAGUUCAAACUUGCUGGUGGAAAUAUGCCGCAGCAUCACUUUAUUGUUAAUUGAAUAAUGUUUUUCCCCGUCUUAUUUAAAGUUUAGUUGGUUUACAUGUGACAGCUUUUAAUGUUCUUUUCUCAGCAGAAGUCCUGCUGGUGGUUUUUAUCACGAUGAACAGAAGAUUGCUCAAGGCGCACAAAGUAUUUCUGGGCGUUUUCAAUCUCUUGAUGGAUUCUGCUCAAUUAAUAUGGAAAUUAAACCAGGGAGCCAACAUAUAGCUUCUUUUCCGAAUCAACCUGAUAGCAAUGUCAACGAAAUAGUUUCACCGAGAAUAAAACUGGAAAAUGUUGGGCAACAAAAGCAAAAAGAACAUGCUUUCCUUUCCAAAUGGGGAGCGACAGUGGCUCCAGACAUGAUGGAAACUGCUGUAAGAGAUGAUGAUCCUAGAACUAAUAUGAUGGUAGAACCACAGUUUGUCGGUAAGAAUAUCUUUGUGCAACUGUUACUUUCGCUCUUUCUUGUUUCUUUCUGAUCAGUAUUGCUUUAAUUUAUCAAAAUUUUAUAUUUUUAUAAUCAGAGGUUCAUGAAAUUUCCCAAGCCAUGGAGCAAAGCUGGAAAUAUGAUAAGCGUGAAAAUGAUCAUCAACUAUUAGCAUCAGACAGUGUAUCGUGCCCACCACCUGUCAUACCUGGAGCGGCUUUAGUUACACCACCACCAAUUCAAUCAACAUCUUUCAUGCAUCCUGUUUUAUUUACACCCUGCAAUUCUUGGGAUACGCAUACCGUUAAUCCUCCUUUACAAUUGAAUCAGAUGCCAGCAGCCAUCAAUCCCAACAAUAACCUUCAUAUUAAUACUUGUGUAACUGUUCCCUUUAUACCCCCUUCAGUGACUCCCUUAGCGCAGCUGCCAGGAGGUUCAGUACAGCACUUGGACCAGAUGACUGGUGCACCUUUAUCUUCCUUACUGCCCCCGCCUCCUCCUGAUGUGCCACCUCCUCUGCCUCCUCCCCCGCCCCCUUUACCAAUUUCUCAGCCUCCCUUUGUUCCACCUCCACCAAGCUCUCCUCCUCCUCAUUUUCAGACAUCCUCUGAAAUUUCAAAUGCGAAGACCAAUGAAGUCUCGGCGAAUUAUCAGUGGCAAGGUGCUCUAUGCAAAAGCGGGGUCCACUACUGCACAGUUAAUGCAAAUAGAGAGAACUCAGGGAAAUGCAAAUAUUCCAGUGCUAUUUCUGAGCCAGCAGAGUAAGGAUUUUACAUUCAGUACUAACGUUAUGAUGAAAUCAUGUAUGUUAUGACGAAAUUGAUUCGCCCUGUUUGAUUGUAUUUGCAAUUGAUUGACGGUAGGAAGUAUAUCCUCCAUGUGAAAAUUCAAAUGUCUGCUAGGCAAUACAGAUGUAAAUAUCCUGAGGUUUUAAAUAGAGAAAGCCAUAGGGCACGAGAACUUGAGUGGCUGGCUUUCUUUACGUAGGCUGUUGGCUAUUAGUAACGAGAUAUUAUUUUUUAUCAACCUUUUCUCUUUUUUUUCUAGGCGGAUUGGGAAGGUAAACUUGUUAUCAAUUGAUAGGAAAAGUGUUGUUGUGAUGAAAGGUCUUGGUCAAUAUAGCGGAUUUUCAGAGUUGAUUGAUUUUGUACGCUUUCCAAUGCUAUGGUUGUGGAUGAAGUAUACCACAAGUUGCUCAUGUGUUGUUUACAUUUUGAUGUCUAUCUAUGAUUGAGCUUUGGUGUGCUUAGAACAUUAUGGCAGGCGUAGAUUUGUUGGCAAGUAUACACUUUGAAAUGUAUAUACAAAUGCCGAUAAACCUGUUGAACAUAAGUUCUCGUUUUUGCACUUUUUCGGUGCAAAUAUAGUUUUUAUAUUUGAUUCCCAUUAUCUAUAGAACCUUUUUUAUAACUGAACUUUUUUGAUGACGUAGUUGGCCGUCUAAAUUAGAUGUGACGAAGCGCACUGCCUUUAGACAUGUCAUGACGACGUUUUCAAGCACUCAACCCCAUAAAGUGAGUUCUACCAUUUUGACUUAUCUAUUUACUGUUUCAUCGAAUCGCUUUGAUUCCCUGUCAAUAGAAAAGUGUAUGCAAAUGUGAAUCAUUUGACAUGAGGAUAUUGUUCUUGGUAUAAAUUCAACAGAACUUUGAUUAUUUGAAUUGCAGUAUAAUUAUGAAUGAUCAAAGACAAACCAUGAUACAUGUGUAUACUUAUGUAUGCUUAUGAAAUCAUGUUCAUGCAUAUCCUAUUCUUAUCGGCCAUAAUGCGUAUCCCACUGACCUCCUGUUGUACAUGUUCCCUUAUAGCGCUAGGAUUUUUAAGAUGACCACUACUGCUUUAUUGCUUACACAAUAGGUUGAGGUGCUGGUUUUUUUUUUUUUUUUUAACGUUGAAAAAUAAUUAUAAGAAAUAAAAAAAUGAAUAUUUGACAAAUGGGAGUAGCUAUCUUUUAAAUGAUAAUAUCACAAGAAUUAAUCCCAUGUAAUUUAAUGUCAUGAUAGUAUUAUUGAAACAUAAUGUCUGAGCUAUGAUGCCAUUCGCAAAGAAAACUCAGAAUACAGCCGUUCGUUCACAAGUGCGUGGCUAUUUGCCGUUACAAACAGGACGAAUCCAUCGUGUGCAUCCAGAGGCUAGAAAUCCAUUUCCUUUUAGCAUGCUAUAGACUCUUCACAAGUGGCAAGUCCUAUGUCAAAAUACUGCCAACAGAUCCAGGUCUACUGGACAACAGGUUGAUCUGAGACAGUAGUGGACGUUGCAUAUGGUAUAAGGCAGAUUGGCAAACCUAAGCCCAUCGAUAGUAUAAACAGGACUUGAGGCUGAUGCUUAUAUCAAUACAAGUGACUAUAAUUCUAUGCAGCCGGAUCUAUGGAAUCUCAUUGUAAUCACACAAAUAUCUCGUUAUAUCAUAGAAGUAUGAUACUUUUACGGUAGAUCCAUGAACAAACCUGUGUGAUUACAAUGAGAUUCCAUAGAUCAGGCUGUAUAGCAUUAUAGUCGCUACAGGAAGACCCUACAGUCUGUGACGUGCAACAGGUGGAGAAAAAUUAUAUGA
Spirodela intermedia is the source of this 10266-nucleotide messenger RNA. The record is from the annotation of a GenBank genome assembly. NCBI's taxonomy places the organism in Eukaryota, Viridiplantae, Streptophyta, Magnoliopsida, Alismatales, Araceae.